UAUUCUCUAGGCUUCCAUCGUGGAUUAGAACAUACAUUUUAUUCGCAAAUUGUAAUAUAGAAUAUAGUGAAAAAAUGUCCGAACCAAUUUUACAUCCUUCAAUUCCUUUUGUGGGACUGGUUGAAGGUGGUCUGAUACCUGGAAAAAUGGUAAAAAUUCAAGGAAAAGUUCCAUCAGAUGGUAUACGUUUUGCUGUUAACUACCAAUUGGGGCCUACAUUAAACCCAAGGGAUGACAUAGCCAUCCACAUAUCACCACGUUUUCCAGAAGGGUUCAUCACUAGGAAUCAUAUAGAAUCAAUGACUUGGGGAACAGAAGAGAAUGGAGGUCCUAUGUGGAUUCAACCUGGACAAGAAUUUGAGAUGUUUGUUUUGUGUGAUUAUGCAGCCUAUAAAAUUGCUAUAAAUGGCAGACAUUUUACAGAAUUUGUUCAUCGAUUACCAUAUCAGAAAGUUUCUCAUUUGGUUAUCGAUGGUGAUGUAGAAAUAAAUUCUAUUGCAUACGAAACCGUUUCUGUUGAACCGUCUCGUUCUCCAAGAGCUACACCUAUGCCAGAUGUACCUACAGCAAACUUUGGACCUCCGCCACCAGGUGGAUUAUAUCCAACAAUAGGUUCUCAAACAUCACCUGGUGGAUAUGGACCAUUACCACCAGUUGGUUAUGGUCCUCAGCCUGGUGCAUAUGAAGCACCUGGUUACAACCCUUCAAAAGCAUAUGGAUAUCAACCUGGAUAUGAAAAAGCAGAAGAAGAAGAUGCAUUUGGUGGCUGCUUAAAUAAAGUUGGUCUAGCACUAGGUGGAUUAGUUGCAGCUGGAGGCAUAGCUGCUGCAGCCCAUGCAUUAAAUAAAAAGAAAGAUGGAGAGGCUGAAACAGAUCAUGAAAAAUCAGAUGCUUCUAAAUCAAAAACAGAAAGUGAAAGUGGUUUAGGAAACCUUGGUUCCCUUGGUGCAGCUUUAGCAAGCAAUUUUUUAGCAAGCAAUGCUUUACAAAGCAACUCGCACGCACAACAGGGCUAUCCUCAAGAUUCUAGUGGUGGUGUAUUAGGCUCGAUUCUUGGAGCAUUAGGUGGAGGUGGUGGUAAUGCAGCACCAGUACAUCCACCAAGUCAACCGUCUGACCCACUGUCAGGAGCUCUAGGAUCCAUUCUUGGUGGUGUACUUGGUGGUGGUGGUGGUGGUGGAAAUCAACAACCAGGAUAUCAACCCCAAGGAGGUUAUGGAAAUUAUCAACCUUCUGGUGGUUAUUCUAGUCAACAACCAAGUUCAGGUUCAGAUCUCUUAUCUGGAAUAGGUUCUGCAAUUGGUUCUUCUUUGUUCAGCUCUGCCUUAGAAGGUCUUAGUAAACACGGUAAAGAUAAAUCUCAUGGAGAAAGUUAUCCAGCUCCUUCACAGUCUUAUACACCAAGUACAACACCUUCCAUGCAACCUGUUCUAUCUUCUGACAGUCCUCCUACUUCUGGUCAUAAAUUAACUGCAGAUGAAAUUUCAAAAGGCCUAGGUUUGGACGAUUAAUGUAAGUUAAGAUAAAAAACUAAGUAAAAGAAAGUACCGGAUAUUCCAAAUCUAAGUUGAAAUAUUUUAAAGGCUGUUAACACAAUUGGAAUAAAAAUGUUCUAUGAUCCAUAUUCAUUUUACUUCAAAUUUGCAGUAAUAAGGCCUUAGAAUAAACCGUCAUGUAAUACAAAUUCAAAUAUUAAAUUAUAUAAUCGGCGUCAACGGAAAGUCAACCGAAAUAGGUUCCGCGGUGAGCGUGUUAAAAAAAGGUCGUUAACCUAGGCUUUUCAGCUAUUUGAUAAGAGAAACUUUGGGGUAAGAUUCUUACAAAUAAUGAAUUUGCAAGUGUUGUGAACAAAUAACUGACUAUUAGAUACAGAUUUUUCACUGAACACUAGUAGAAUAUUAGCUGGUGAUGAUAAAUGACUUGUCCUGCAGUGUGAAACAUGCAUCCGAGAAAGUAAAAAAUCAACGCUAUUUACUUUUCAGAGAAUUUAUGGGUGGCUCAGAACUUAGUGGGGACUAUGUGUUCCUCUAAAUGAAAAUCAAUUUUGAUUAAAAUCAACAGUUCAUUACGUCGCGAUCUCUUGACAAAAAUUGUCAAAUUUUGUAACAGCUAAAUUGCAGAAGAUGCAACAAAAUGUAACAAGAUUCGUUUAUUCUAUCUUCA
Messenger RNA from Dufourea novaeangliae, 2163 nucleotides. RefSeq lists its product as uncharacterized. The transcript has 6 exons. Gene Ontology annotation, molecular function: galactoside binding; carbohydrate binding. The record is from RefSeq and is a predicted model, not a curated record. The coding region runs from base 75 to 1511 and encodes 478 amino acids. NCBI's taxonomy places the organism in Eukaryota, Metazoa, Arthropoda, Insecta, Hymenoptera, Halictidae.